AUGUGGUUUUAUCAAAAAGUAGUUGAUUACAAUCUUUUUAUGUUAAGAGAAAAUGAUUAUGAAGAUGACGAUGAUGAUGGUGGCGAUAAUGUUCAAAAUUCAACAAUUGUUAUUAAACAUCAAAAAUAUAAAACUUGGUUAUAUGUUAUUCUUCUUACACUUUGCCUUUAUAUUUUGUUUUAUGUGAAUUUAAUCAAAACUGAACCAAAAAUAAUUGUUAUACCGGAUAUAACAUUUGAUUUAUAUAAAAAACUUUAUGAUAAACAUAAUGAAAAACUUUUAUGCCCAUGUUCAAAAACAAUAAUAUCUUAUGAAAAUAUAACAUUAAAUGAUGUAAUAAUACAUGAGAUUUGUUCAAGUAUUUUUGUUGAUCCAAUAUGGAUAAAUGGAUUAUAUUUUCAUAAUGCAAGUCAAUAUGGAGUUUGGGAUUUUCGAACAACAGCAUAUUCACAAUUUGAAUUUUUAUCAAGUUUUUGUUCACUUUCAAAUGAAAUUAUUUCUAAAAUUUUGAAUGAUAGUGAUCAAAAUGAACUUGUUUCUCUUCAUCUUCUUUCUGAACAAGAAGUUCAAAAACAAAUUGAUGGAAGAAUUAAAAAUCUAAAGAACAAUGCAGCUUUUCAAAUAAUGACAUUUUUGAAUUAUGCAAGAAAUAUAAGUGAUAGACAUUAUUUUGUUUCAGCUCUCAAUACAAACUUGAUAAUCUUAACGCGCUGUCUGAGAGAGAAUUACUUAAUUUUUCAAGGAUACAUAAUAGGAAUUCUAAAAGGUGAUAAUGGAGCAGGCCUGAAAUGUAGUGAUACCACACUAAUGAUUGAUGCUACUCUGAGUUCACUACCAUAUGACAAACUUGAUGAAGAUAACUACAGAAGAGCUGACAUGUCUCCAAUGCCUAAUUCCAGCAGCGUCACUGGAUUCUUUGUAGCAUGUACUCCGAUCGAAGCAAUUCUCAAAAGUACAUUAUAUUGUCUUUACAAAGUAGAAUGUCUUCAAUUAUUACUCGACUAUUUUCCGAAUCUAGAAAAAGGUAAUUUCAAUCUAAGUGCUUCUGUGUUGUCUUCGGAACAUGAAGAUAUUACAGUUGAAAAAUAUUUCAAUAAUCUUUUUAUCAAAAAUUGGUCAACACAAAUUAAUUAUACAAAAUAUUUCGAUUUAUGUUCUCCGUUAUCAUGUUCACAUGAAACAACAGAACGAGCAGAAAUAGUUUAUGCUGUGACACUUUUUAUUAGUCUUUAUGGUGGUCUUGUCAUUAUACUUCGUCUUAUUUCAUCAUUUUCUAUUGAUCUCAUUUUCAAAUGGAAAUUGUGUGCGAAAAUGAGAAAUGAGAAUUCAUCAAUUGAACAAAGAAGCAUUAAGUUGAAAUUUCUUCAAACCGUGAAAAGAUUAAACUUAUUCAAGGAUAUCAAUGAUCGAACAGAACAAAGUAUCAAACAUCAGAAAAUGGUUACUUGUGUCUAUUUGAUUUUAUUGAUUGGUUCAAUCUGUAUUGUUUGUAUAUUUACAUCAUUGAAUAGUGAAAUUAUAACAAUACCCACACCAAAUGCAUCAAUAAUAACUUAUUUAGAAAUCUCACGUUCGAAAACACUUCAUUGUCCAUGUUCAAACAAAACAAUACUUUAUGGAGAGUUUCUUACAUUAUCGCCGCGUUUUCAUCAAAUAUGUUCGAGUGGUUUCGUUCAUAACAGUUGGAUUUCUCUAUUACGAAAGUUUUACACGUCAAAUUAUGAUGAGGACUGGCUAAGUCAUAGUUCCAGACAUUUUCAGUUUUUGUCAGACUUUUGUUCUUUAGCUCAAGAGACGGUCGAGAAAUCGAUUAGUCGAUAUCGUUCUCAAUUAUUUAUUGUUUCUUCUGUAAUGAAUCAAACUGACCUUGAAAAACAAAUCAAUGCUAGUCUCGAACAAUUUUAUCAAUCAACAAUCUUUGAUAUUCGUUUGAUGAUAAAUAUUCUGCAACUAUUUUUGCAAAUUAAUCAGCUAUAUGCAGAUUCAAGCAAGGAUCUUACAAUAAACUGGAUUGAUGAUGUUAAAUUAACAAUUGAUAAAAUGGCAUGUAAUAAAGACUUGAAUCAACCAAUCAAAACUUAUUUUCGAUUAAAUGAAAUGAAUUUAACAAUGGACAAAUGUAUUUGUGCCAUAAAUUCAUCUUGUCAAAAACCAGCCAUUAUAAAUGAAAGAUAUUCCAUCAAUGGAAUGCUUUCUAAUAAGAAUCCAUUUAAUCAAGUACCAGGUGAAAUUCAAAGAUGUUUUGUUAUUGAUUCUCUUCUUUCUUCAUCACUUCAAAUCUUAUAUGAAGAUGAAGAUUAUUUUCCAUUUCUAUUAGCUUCUAUUAGAGAUAAAAUUUCCACAAUUUCUGAUCCAUCUUUAGUAUAUGAUUUUGGUCCAUUGAUUUAUGAUCCAACGAAUCAAUUCUCUCAAAAUAAAAGUGUUUCAUCAAUCAUAUUUGAAAACUUAAUGAUUGAACAAUGGAAUUCAAAUUUAUCUUAUGAAUUAUUUUAUGAAUCAUGUUCACCUUCUUAUUGUAAUUAUUUUCAAAGAAUGCGAACAAAAAAUUUUCUCGGAGUAAUCAUAACAUUAAUAUCAAUGAUUGGUGGUAUUAUUAUUUCAUUAAGAAUUGUAACACCUGAUCUUGUAAAAAUUAUUGUUGCAUUAAUGAGAUUACUUGAGAAAAAAAGACAACAACAACAGCAGCAACAAAGAGAACUAGGUAAAUUUCACUAA
Messenger RNA from Adineta ricciae, 2715 nucleotides. NCBI's taxonomy places the organism in Eukaryota, Metazoa, Rotifera, Eurotatoria, Adinetida, Adinetidae. The record is from the annotation of a GenBank genome assembly.